AUGAGAAAGAAGAUGGAGGGUGUUCGGAGAUGGUUGGUGGACAUAUCCUCGUGGGAUCCUUCUCCGGGGGAGUUCUCCUCCCUUGUCUCUCUCCUCCCCCCGUGCGAACGUCCUUCUGUGAACAAGUACGGAUGAGGGAUUGCCCCUCUCGAUCUAUCUUCUGUAAGCGGUUGUUCAGAUAAAACCAUGUUAGAGAGGAGAGUAUUAUCAGAAAACGCGUCUUGAAACGGCAGUUUUGCUUCGAUUUUUUUUUCCUUUUCAUGUAGCCUGAACAAUUUCUGAAAGUUUUUUUUUAAUGUGUUUUUAUGUUUCUGAGAAAUUAAGUUGAGACGUAUUUAGCUCUUCUUGUUGGCUAUCGAGUUGCUUGUUAGUAUACCCUUUCCAACAAGGAUGAUGCUAUCAUGCGUUUCAAGUUACAUCGUAGUUUGAAAAUCUUUGAGGGGAUAUUUACAUUAUCAGAUGAACACGAUGGGUGCCAUGGACAAUAAUAUGGCAUAUGUUUACGAAAAAUCAUUGAAAAGUCAUAGCAUGGAAAAUCUAAAAGUCAACGCUACUUGUCAAAACCUGAAAUUCGGGUUGACAGUCGCAGCAUGCGGAAAAUCUGUGUCGCGAAUCUGACUAAAAAAAGGAACAAUGCCCACAAACCACCGCCACAGCCAUGAAUUUCAGUUCCUAUUAUGAAUGGCACAGCAUAGUCUUUUGACCUUCUGAAUUUUAGCAUACUCCGAUGAUUGUGAAAGCACGGCAGCACUCUAUGCUUGAUGAUCAGUGUGAAAGAAUUUUUAUUUUUCCUAUUUAUAUUUAUUCCCCAUUGGCCCCCUCACGUUCAUUGGUUCGGCAGUUCUGGAAGCACUUCAAUUGAGAAAGAUUUUUCAUUGUUUGCUAACAAUGAGCCAUUUGCCUAUAAUCCUCCAGAGAGUACAGCCUAAAAUUUAACUCUACGUUAGGAGGAAAAGUGACAACAGAAGCUUGCUCGUAGUUAUAGAAAAGAUAGCCACCGUCUACAUCAACCUAUAGAAAACAAACCUGGAACAUUCCGGGCCUACUAAGUCUUUUCAUCAUCACAGUGUGUUGGAUAAUUUAACUUGAGAUGGAAAGGAUGUAAUGGAUGUGAUGCAGGAAAUUGAUUUUGUCUCCACAUCAUAUUUUGAAGAUAAAAAUAUUACACGUGAAUAAAGAGCAAAACAGUUUCUUGUUUGUUCCUUCAUUUAACAAACAUCUGAUACUGAGAGACGAACUGUGAUUUUGUUCUGUUUCAUCUUAUUGUGAAUGAUAUUUUCUGAAUUUCGGCUUUUGUUGACGGCAUCUUCACACCAUCACAUGCUAGGUUUAUUACGCUGGAUGAUAGGAAACGUGCACUUGUCAGUCGGCUGCUUCAGUAUUCACUUGUUCAUGAGGUUUUGGAUAUCCCUUACAAUGAGAUCAUCAUAAAGCGCACCAUUGAAGGCAAACCUUAUCUGGUGGUGUUGUCUGUCGUGACAAUCACUUAUAUUUUAUUUGUUUUUAUUUUUAUGUUUAUUCAAUGUCCCUGUAAACUCAUUCAAUUUUCAAACAGGUGUUCUGUACUUCGUACCUGGCGUUUCUUGCUUUCCCCAAACUCGGUGACAACUAAGAUUUUUAGUACACACCGCCAUUUGAAAUAAGAAAGGUUAUAAAGAACAUUCUCUCAUAAUCUUCUUCCAACUAAAAUGCUGAAUAUCCUACUUUUACUCAACUCACUAGUAUAUUUUUUUCUAACCCCUAGACCGAAUUGACAAAGUAAAGAGCAUCAACCAAAAAUCUGUGGCACCGUUUUGGUAAACAUAACCUGUCUAAACUCUGAUGGAAUGUGGACAUCACCUUUCCAUAGAAAUCAAACAUUUAGUUAUUUAAUAUCAAGGCUUCUAUCCUUUGGUCCAGGGAACCGUCUUUCUUGUACAGAAAAGCGAAAUGCUUCCUGGUGACUUGAAAUAUAUAAGAUGCAGGUAUUUUUUCUUAAACAUCUCUCAGUUGAAUAAGACUAUCCUUGAUUUUUCAUCCUCAUAAAUUUAAUUGGGGUAAAAAAAGAGCUGACACGGAUUUGGUAAAGAUCUGGUGUCAUUGAGUUGUCUGCUUUAGAUGCCAUCAGCAAAAAUGUAUUACAUUGAGAUCCAUGAAUGAACCUCAUUGACUCUGAAAAAACCCAAUAUAUUUAAAUUUGAAAGGUAUCGAGUUGGAAGCUGAACUUGAAUCUUCUACAUUUCCCUUUUCAGUAUUUCUUUUUUAAGUUGACCAGGUUAGCUAGUUGACUUUGGUGUCCUUAUGAAAUUUAUGAAUUGAAUGUAUUGCGUCCAUCAUCUAUCCUUUUGUGCUGAAAAAUGUUAUAUAACGUCGUAUGUGCAGAAUACAUGUCGGCAAAGCAACAGAUACCUGAACUUCAACUUCAAUGUGUCACACAGUGGGAAUUUUGUGGGCAUUGUCUCUGAACCAGUAUUCCUCGUGGGAUUAGACAUUGUUUCUGAUGCUGACUUCAAACACCAAGCAAAACUGAAUCUUUUGAAUGGCUUAUCCUCACAUUUCACUUAUUUGGAGUGGAAAAAUAUAAUAAGUGCUGGAAAUUCCAAUCUUAUGUUCGCAGAAUUCUGUAGGUACAAGUUCACCUUUUGGCCUGUUUGGAAAAGCCCAUCAGUUAUUAUUUUUGUCUAUAAUGAGAAAAUGGAUUUUUUUAAUUUUCAUUGAGAUAUCACUUCAAUUUUUGGUUCACCUUUCGAAGUAAUGUAUUUGAAAUGUUUUAACAUACCAAAAAUGCUAGUUUAUAGGGCUCUUGUCUUAUGGAGAAUAUCCCAUGCGUUUGAUUAAUGCCAUGGUUAGCCUUAGCAGGACAUUCUUCAUGAAUUAAUGUCAACAGUAGAAUUUUUUUUGCGUUUCUAUGGUUGAUCCUUGGAGGCAUGGUGUGUCCUUAUUUGUUUCAAGGUAGUGAGUAUUUGCAACUAAAAUUUUUGCUUCCAGGUGCCUCUUUUCUGCCGUUCAAACAUAAGUAAGAUAAGAUGGGAUGCCACCGAGGUUUCAUUACCUUUAUUGACUUGUUCUGUAGAUAUUGGUCUUUGAAGGAGGCAUACAUGAAGGCCUUGGGUGCCGGACUGGGUGGUUUCCAGUUAAACAGAGUGGAGUUUCAUCAUACCAGCUGGAGAAACAUCUCUGUUCAUGUUGAUGGAAAGGAAUCAAGUUACUGGAAAUUUUGGCUGUUUGAGCUCGACGAGAAACAUUGGGUAACUGUUUUAACUCAACCCCGGUUCCUUUUUCAUGCACUUAGAUCGUCACCAAAGGCAAUCUUUAUGGCCUCACUUUUCGGAUCAUCCAUCGUUUUCAUGGCAAUAUAUUGCUAGUAUCAUAAGAGCCAUAGAUUUGGGAGGCUAUGAUUCCUGGCCAUCAUUUGAACCUGUACGUCAAAGCAUUUUUUUCUUCUCUAGGGCAUGAGAACCAUUCAUAAUCAUCUUUAUGCAUUGUGCCUUACAGGCUUCUAUUGCCAGAGGAGGCGCAGGGAAAGUUGCAGCGAGCUUUAUGAGUUCCUCAAUUCAUGAGGACUUGGAGGCUGAAGAGUAUUCCUCGAUGUUCGCCCUCCCAAACCCACAGUUCAUCUUCAGAAGCGUCGAUCAGCUAAUUCCGGCCACAGACAGCGGAAAUUAG
This is a messenger RNA of Spirodela intermedia, 3645 nucleotides long. The record is from the annotation of a GenBank genome assembly. Lineage: Eukaryota; Viridiplantae; Streptophyta; Magnoliopsida; Alismatales; Araceae.